AUGCUUCAUUCGCCGGACAGCAACCCGCUGUCCCUCAAACGCAAUGUCCAGCACGCUGACGGUCGCCACGAGCCCGCAUCCAAGCGCCAUCAUCUUCAAGGUUACGAUCCACAGGCGCCAUGGCUCAGCGAGACGAAGCCGCUGGACGGCUGGCGCACGCUGGGUAUUCACGCAGCGCUGCCACUGGCGCAUAUGGUCUCUGCAGUCCAAGACUUGAUCGAUCCGAAUUUUGAUCCGCUGACAGCGAUGUUGGACGAUGAGCCUCGCUUUUUGAAACCGUUGCCAGAUCGCAUUGCGCCGGAAGACCUGGAGUUUUUGCGCUUUCGUGGGGCGUUGUCCAUUCCGGAAAGUGGAUUACGAAACAAGUUGCUGCGGUCUUACAUCCAAUGGGUGCAUAGUUUUAUGCCGGUGCUCAACUUACAGGAGUUUUUGAGAUGCGUGGCAGAGAAUGACCCCGAGGGAAAUGUCAGCGUCUUAUUGUUCCAGGCUGUCAUGUUUGUUGGGACGGCCUUCGUCGACCUAAAGCUCUUGCAGGAUGCAGGGUACUCGACUAGGAAGGAUGCGCGCAAUGCCUUCUUCACCCGGUUAAGGUUACUAUACUCCUUCGACUGUGAAGAAGACCGUAUCGUCAUUCUACAAUCACUCUUACUGAUGACUUACUGGUCCGAUACUGAGAACAGCCCACACCGGGAUAUCUGGGAUUGGAUUGGAGUCUGCAACACACAGGCACAUUCAAUUGGAUUGAACCAGGACCCGUCGGCCAGUGAUAUGGAUCCGAAGGCUCGUCGGCUACGCACCCGAAUAUGGUGGUGCUUGUACUCGCGAGACCGGCUGAUUGCCAUGGGCAUGCGUCGCCCAUUGCAGGUCAACGAGGGCACCAGCAACAUCCCCAUGCUGAAACCGGAAGACUUUGAUUUUGAGCCCUACUCGCCAUCUGUAACGGCUCUUUUCCAUUGUAGGCAGCUCGAGGACCUGUCACAUCAAAAGCGCCUGGCGACGAUGUUUAUCGAGAAGGUGAAGCUCUGUCAAUGCAUUGGCAGGGUGCUUUUCGCGCAGUAUGCACCGUCGCAGCGUCAAUUCGGAGCUACAGACCGCACUACUGUCACUCUGAUUCCCCGGCAGGCCUCGGAGUCGGAGUUUACACGGUGCAGCCAGAAACUCGACUCUUGGCCAAGCGGCCUUCCGAAGGAUGCACAAUUCAUACCAGCAUCGAGAAACAAUUUCCGCGAUGGCGAAGACGUGUUAUUGCUACAUGGAGCUAUGCUACGCUUGCUAUAUCAUGCUACCAGCAGUGCUCUGCACCGACCGUGGGCAGCGCACUCGAAAGACCAGUCAAAGUCUCGCCUCGAGUGGCGUAAUAUGGCCCGAACGAAGAUGCAUGAUGCUGCUGCUGGGAUCACACAUAUCAUUCAAGGUCUCAAUCAGCUCAACCUCACCCGGUUCCUACCACAGUCGGGAGUGACGGUGAUACUUCCCGCCGCAGUAGCGCACCUCUCCAACUCCAUGUCCGACAACCCGGCUGUGCGUGAGAGCAGCAUCAACAACUUCCACCGCUGCGUCCAGGUUCUUCACCGCCUGAAGGACAUCUACCCGGCCGCCGGCGUCGAGUUCGGCAACCUUGAAGCCGCCAUCAAAUUGCAGCCCGGCAACUGCAGCUCCAACCCCUUCUUCCAAAUCAUGCAAUACAAUUUCGAACCCCCUACCACCUUCUGCACCGACGUCCGAAGACCGAGUAGCACGGACUCUAGCACUACCCACUCCCUCCACCAUCUAGAUGAUCAACACGCCGGUGAGGCCGAAUCCUCCAUCUCCCGCGCACGGCCUGUAUCCACCAGCAGCCGAGACAACCUCCAGCGCAAGCCAAGCAAUAGCUCUCCACCUCGCAACGAAACGCCCCAAUCCAUGCGCCGCCCUUUCCCGAACGAUUUCGACGACCACUUCGCUGUCUCUAACACCUCCACCGAAAACCCCUUCAGCUUCAUGUCCUUCGACUUUGACUCCUACUCCUCUCCCGGCAUCUCCUCCCCACCGACCAGCGCUAACACCCAUAACCCCAGCACAAAAAACCUGCACCUCUCACCCACUCAAGACUUCGACAGCAUGGACUGGACACAAGCCCUAUUCCGGGGUACGUCACUGUCGGAACUCGACAAGGGCAAUGGCGGUUUUGACGGACCGCACCGGACGCAGAGCCCGGCGCAGCACCCCCAGGGCGGUCAGGAGCAAGAUCCUUUUGAUUUUACACUGAAGGAUGAUGAGGAUGGAGCCGGUCAAUAUAGGCAUUGUUCGUCAGGGCACGGAGAUAUUACCGGGGAUUUGGAUAAGGAUCUUGGGUUUCAGACUGGGGAUGAGGGGUUUUAG
Messenger RNA from Penicillium canariense, 2361 nucleotides. Its product is annotated as transcription factor domain-containing protein. The transcript is spliced from 2 exons. Bases 1 to 2361 code for a protein of 786 amino acids. Gene Ontology annotation, biological process: DNA-templated transcription. Gene Ontology annotation, molecular function: zinc ion binding; DNA binding. Lineage: Eukaryota; Fungi; Ascomycota; Eurotiomycetes; Eurotiales; Aspergillaceae. The record is from RefSeq and is a predicted model, not a curated record.